Rhipicephalus sanguineus (brown dog tick) is the source of this 10918-nucleotide messenger RNA. It is a transcript of the gene zfh2, whose product is annotated as zinc finger homeobox protein 4. The transcript is spliced from 4 exons. NCBI's taxonomy places the organism in Eukaryota, Metazoa, Arthropoda, Arachnida, Ixodida, Ixodidae. Gene Ontology annotation, biological process: regulation of transcription by RNA polymerase II. Gene Ontology annotation, molecular function: zinc ion binding; RNA polymerase II cis-regulatory region sequence-specific DNA binding; DNA-binding transcription factor activity, RNA polymerase II-specific. Gene Ontology annotation, cellular component: nucleus. The coding region runs from base 377 to 9709 and encodes 3110 amino acids. The record is from RefSeq and is a predicted model, not a curated record.
UCGUCGUCGGAGAGCUCUCGCGCGCGCUGUCUCGGCGCCGCUCCGUGUUCCUGCCGUAGCGCAGGCGCAGUGCAAGGUGUCGGCCACCCGCUGCCAGUCGAUGCACGCCGCGCGCCGCGCUUGGAUUAACGUUCCUCGAUGUCGUCGCCGACGCCCCGUUGUGAACCUGUGAGGUGGUGCUCGAGCCGCGUCUUGGCGUGACUGGCCUCGCGUCGCUGUGUGUAUGGCCGGCAGCCAAGAUCCGUCUGGGAUUGUACUACGGUGUUACGCUGGUGUUGCAGUUCCUAGCUGGCCAACGACGUCCAGUCGACGGUGCAGUUUCUUGAAGCCUUCUCAACAUGCUAGAACUGCUGCAUCGUCAUGACGUAACUGAGCCAUGGAAGCCCCCCAGCGUAGCAUGGACACGGGCCAGCAGCCUGCUGUAGUGGCCAGCAUGACUCCCGAAGACUGUCCAGCGUCCGGCGCUGAGCGUGGUGACAAGUCGGCCGACGGUGGAAGUCCCCCGAGCCAGCAGUUUAAAGAAGAUCCGGCUGACGCGUCGGACCAGAGCUCUUCCCUCAGCGAUGUGGAAACAUUCAACGGAAAGAUUGUGUACAACCCGGACGGAUCGGCUUUCAUCAUCGAAACUGCGACCGCGGGGGACUCUGACGGUGUUAGCGAUGAAGACUGCAGCUUGGACCUCCCCCACCAAGAAGGCAGCAUUGUCGAUGGGCCAGGUGUUACGCCGCCUCCGAUCAUUCCGCAAGUGGUCAACGCGUUCCAUAUUUCGCGCAAUCCCGCCCUCUAUAGUGCCCUCUAUGGCCAAGCAUAUAGUCUCUUGCAAGAAAAGAAGAAGGUUCCUGAAGUCCCUAUCAUGCACAGCUAUCGCGUCUUUUCGGUGCGGGACCAGAAGAAUAAGGACGAAAAAGGAGCCGCAGAAGAUGGCGCGGAUGGUGUAGCCGACGAGAAGAAAUCUUCGCGGCCGCCGGGUUGGAGUACUCUUCUGAAUACGAACCUCCCGCUUAUGGAACAUCCGUCGGUGCCCAUCAAGCCUAUUCUUAUGUGCUUUAUCUGCAAGCUGUCUUUCGGUUUCACUAAGUCAUUUGUAGGCCACGCGAUUGGCGAGCACGGUAUCACGUUGACGGACGAAGAGCGCCACAUGAUGAACCAGAAAAAUAUUUCGGCCAUCAUUCAAGGGGUGGGAAAGGACAAAGAGCCCCUGCUGUCCUUUCUCGAGCCCCUUCCCGCACAAGGCGCCGGCGGCCCGUGCGGCAGUGGAAAGUUUCAAGCCAAGAAUCCCAUCGCCAGUAGCUCAUCUUCAAGUUCAUUGGCGCCAGCGGAGGCAGGCGUCGGCCCGCUUUUAAGCGUGAACACAAAUGGUCCCGAAGCUCCGUCGGCCCAAGAAGCUCGCGAAAGUCCUCAAGCACCUGUGCUGACGCCGCCCAGCUCUUCGAACACAAGUCAUCGACCAGACGAAACGUUGGCGCCAGAGCUUGAGGACUUGGCGAAUAUUGAAAAGAUAGCCAAGGCGGCGGCAGCUGCCGCUGCAGUCGUCGAGAAUCCUCCUGUAGUGGCAGCAACCGCAGAAAAAGUGACGCCUGUGACCCUGCCAACCAACGCUGAGCCUCUAACUCGGACUUCGCCGCCGUCGGCUGAACGACCGAUGAGCGCGGGCAGCUCGUCUUCUCCUGGCGUGUCGCCCAAGCUUCUGCCACAACCACCGUUCCUGAACGCCUGCGCUUCGCCAGUGAUGGCCUGCCCACAACACCCGGAUGGCAAGACCAAUGGCGUGGAAUGUCCGAAGUGCGACACGGUCCUGGGAUCGUCGCGCUCCCUCGGUGGCCACAUGACAAUGAUGCACUCCCGUAAUUCCUGCAAAACACUGAAAUGUCCAAAGUGCAACUGGCACUACAAGUACCAAGAAACACUCGAGAUCCACAUGAAGGAGAAACAUCCCGAGAACGAGCUGAACUGCAUCUACUGCCUGACCAGCCAACCGCACCCGCGGCUAGCAAGAGGCGAGACAUACACAUGCGGCUACAAGCCAUACCGCUGCGAGGUCUGCAAUUACUCGACGACCACCAAGGGCAACCUGAGCAUCCACAUGCAGUCCGACAAGCACAUCAACAACAUUCAGGAGCUCCAGAACGGCAACUUGCAGGCCACACCCGAGCAGCUCCUCCAGCAGCAGCAGCCGCCGCAGCAGCAGCAGCCUCCGGCGCUUCCGGAGGCCGUCAAGAAGCCCGGGCCAGCGGCCAAACCCAAGGCGACGUGGCGGUGCGACGUGUGCAAUUACGAGACGAACGUGGCGCGAAACCUGCGCAUCCACAUGACCAGCGAGAAGCACACGCACAACAUGAUGGUCCUGCAGCAGAACGUUAAGCACAUGCAACAGCUGAGCGCUCUGCAGCAGGCCCAGGCCCUGGACCCGCUGUUCCAGUUCCACCCGGGCCUCUUGCUGCCCUGCGACGGCCAGCUGCAACCGGAGGCGGCGCUCGCGGACAUGGCUUACAACCAUGCCUUGCUCAUGAUGGCCUCCCAGCAGCACCAGCAGCAGCAGGCCCUUGCCGCGGCCGCCGCGGGCUCGCCGCUCGCCUCGCCCACAAUGGACAUGGAGCACCCGGACCCGACGCUGCGCCUAGAGCUCUCGACCGACGACACGUCGCAGCUGUUCCAAUGCUGUGUCUGCGGUUUGUUUUCAGUGGACUCGGUGGAAGCCCUCGGGGCCCACUUCCAACAGGACCGCACGCGGCAGCGCGAAGACGAAGUCCUCAUGGCGGUGGCCGGCAGCUACGUCUGCAAACUCUGUUCCUACAAGACCAACCUGAGGGCUAACUUCCAGCUCCACUGCAAAACGGACAAGCACCUGCAGAGGCUGCAGCACGUGAACCAUAUAAAGGAGGGCGGCCCGCGCAACGACUGGAAGCUCAAGUACGUCAACGUCAGCAACCCCGUCCAGGUGCGCUGCAAUGCGUGCGACUACUACACCAAUUCGGUGCACAAGCUCCAGCUCCACGCGGCCAGCGCCAGGCACGACCUGGUGGCCAGGCUCUUCCUCUUCCUCGUGGCAGCCGAGACGAACUUGCGCGGCGACGUGGCGCGUCACUACCAGUGCACGGCCUGCGGUUUCCACUCGCGCACCCGCAGCGGUCUCUUGGGGCACGCGCACUCGCUGCGCCACCUGCAGCACACGCGUGCCAAGGACGAGAGCUCGGCUGGCGAAUCCUGGAAGGACAUUUUCCUCGUCAAGGAGUACGCAGGCAACGAGCACGUCAGCUUCGACGUCGACGUCGAGAACAAAGGUACGGAAGCAAUGGAAGUGGACCUACCACCCCCCGUGUUGCCUGCGGAAGAUAGAGAAGCAGCUAACAAGUCAGGAGGUCCGUCAAGUCCAGGUUCAAUGCUAAAGCAAGCCUUACUCGAAAACGCCGCCAAAGCCGAAGCUGCUGCGAGUUCUCAUCGCUCCGAGGAAGAGAAAGCCAGCGAGGGACACAAAUGUAAAUUGUGCAACUUCACUGCCAAGAGCCAGACGCUACUACACGCGCACGUGUCAUCUCAGCAUUCCUCCCAACAGCAAGCUCAGCAACAGCCUAAGUCGGUGCAGUGUCCGCUCUGCCAGGAGCAAUUCAAAGCACUGAACAAAAUUGAGUCACAUCUCGUGGAGACACACAACGUAACAUCUGAAGGAAUGCAACGACUUCUUGCUCUUGUUGACACAUCUGUUUGGGCAUCGACAGUAACGACAGCGAAACAAGGCAAGCACCCGACUACUAAGCACAAUGCAUUGCCUGCAGCCAAUGAAGAUUCUGACAGUGCUGAUGCUGACUGUCAAGCGAGCGAUUCUGAAAACAAGGAAAAAAUGGGCCUUGACGACUGCUUGUCGAUCGAAGACCUCACGUGUGGCGCUUGCGGGAAAAGCUUCAGCAUUCUGGAGGAGCUGUUCAGCCACCAGACCGAAACAGGCCACUUGGAACUGAAGCAGACUCCUCGAGGUCCUGGCUAUCUGUGUUGGAAGAAAGCGUGCAAUCAGUAUUUCAUGACACCGCAAGCAGUGCAAGUUCACUUCAAAGAAAUCCACUCACGGCGAUCACAGCAGCAGCAGCUUCAGCAUCAACUGGCAGUUUCUGAGCGGCAUGUAUACAAGUACAGAUGUAAUCAAUGUAGCUUGGCCUUCAAAACGCUGGAGAAGUUACAGCUCCACUCCCAGUACCAUGUCAUUCGGGCGGCCACGCAAUGCGUGCUGUGCGGGAGAAGCUUCCGCUCUGUCGCUGCGCUCCAGAAACAUGUGGAGACGUCGCACAUAGAUAUGACGCCGGAAGAACUGGAGCAGUACAAGACCAGCCUAGUUAACAACCCAUUGCUCACAAGUGGCGGUGGCGCGGUGUUGGACCCGCAAACGACGGAACUACUGAAGAAAGAAAGCAACAGAGAAGAGGAUGCUCCGUUGGACGAGGAAAUGGACACUGAUGAUGGAGUUCAAAUCAACGAAAAUGACGGCAGCGUUGAACCUAUGGACACUAGUGUACACGGUCUUGGCGAAGGAGGAACCUUGAAAGAACAAUUUUUCGAAGAUUAUAUUAACAGUCAAGCCAUGGCCGAAGACAGCUACAAUGAUCCUGCAAGGAAAUACAAAUGUCACCGCUGUAAAGUUGCAUUCACUCGCCAGAGUUAUCUAACAAGCCACAACAAGACAUUGCUUCACCGAAAGGGGGAAAAACUCAGCUAUCCAAUGGAAAAGUAUUUGGACCCGAACCGACCGUAUAAAUGCGACAUCUGCAAAGAGUCCUUUACUCAGAAGAACAUCCUUUUAGUGCAUUAUAAUUCCGUUUCUCACUUGCACAAGUUGAAGCUGAGUCUGAAGGAUGGGAGUAGUCCAGCACCAACUUUGCUGCCAAGUUCACCUAAUGUUACACCACUUACUGUUGCGCCAAGUAAUUGCAGUAACAGUGUGACAUCUCAAACAGCCGUCGCACCACCUCAGUCGCCAACGUUGUCCCAAGUUAUGGCACAUUCUCCUACGAAUAACAACAACAACGAAUCAGAGAAGAAGCCAUUCAAGUGCAACAUUUGCAAGGUAGCUUACACUCAAGGCUCCACUUUGGACAUCCACAUGAGGUCAGUGCUGCACCAAACCAGAGCAUCGAAGCUUCAUGAACUAGCAAUAACGGGCCAAGUCGAUUUAAGCUCGCCUCUGAUAGAGAAGCCUGAAUCUGGAAUCCCUCUUCCGUCUGACUCGCCACAACCUUCUCAACAGAAGAGUUUGUCAGAUAUGCUGAGUGCAAGUAAGCCUCCCCAACCAGCCCCGGAGCUUCCACAGAAGCAGCCGGAAGUAUCGUCACAAAAUAUGUCCCACGGGCAUUCAGCACCAUCAACUCCAGUUCCUGCUAGCACAUGUACGACACCGACCUCGCAGGACCAUUCAGACGGUAGCUGUUUGCACCACGUCAUCACGUCGACUGUCUCACACGUCGGUCAACAGCCUGUGUUACUCUCAUCACAAAUAACAUCUUCACAAGGAAUGGUGACAUGUAACCGCUGCAGUGCAAUUCUAAUGUCACAAGAAGCGCUCGUGCAACAUCAACAAUUGUAUUGCGUUGCCACCUCAGUAGCCCAGUCAACGUCUCCCUUGGUAGUCACGCAGAAGCAUCCAGUGCACAGCCAUCAUCAUCAGCACCAUACGUCCCAACAAAUGAUGCCGGAUAAUCAGCUGACCAACCCUCAGCUUCAGGCUGCAGCCACGGCGACGCAGCAAUUGCUUCGUUUGAGAUCACCGUACCCGCGGUCUAAGCCUCCGAUGUAUAAACAUCUUCUAGAAGGCUUCGGUUUCGACGUUGUGAUGCAGUUCAAUGAAUUUAACCAGAAGCGCAUGAAAAGGGACGCCGAAAAGCGGGAGCAAAUCCUCCAACAGCAGCAACAGCAACAACAGCCUAAGGAAGACUUGGACAAGCCUACAUCUCCGAAAAUGGAAGCUGUACAAGUGAAGAAGGAAGCUGAAGAGGUUGAACCAGAGAAAGAGAACACAAUGCCUGAAAUCAACCGCUCGGUAUGCAACCUCUGCCAGAAGGAGUUUUCCAGUAUCUGGGUGCUGAAGGCUCACAGGGAAGAAGUCCAUCAUGACAUAGUGCCCCUAGACUUCGUGUCCAAGCUUGCAGACGACUUCCGGACGGAGUACGACAAGAAGAAUGCGUCGCAGGUUCCCACGGAGGAGGGUAUGCUGGACCUUGCAAGCAGCCAGGCCGCAGGCGGUCAGGCCGAUGGGGCUUCGCCGGGUGCAGCCGUGGGCGUCUCGACGGCGGGUGUGGGAAGCACCGGUGGCAGCAAUGGUGCUGGCGGCGGUAGUGGUAACACCAACAGCAGUGGAACCAAUGCUGCAGGCCACUCCCCGCAGCUCCCAACACCUGCCUCGGCAACACCACCGGUGUCACUGUCGGUGGCCCCGCAAGCGAGCCAGCAGCAGCCAGUGUCAGAAGCGUCCACUGUGACGGCCAACCAGAUGGCAGCUCAACUGCAAUUUAAUCAGCUGCUCAUGAGCAUGGGCUUAGGCAUGGGGCUACCGAUGGGAAUGAACAUGCCCUUUGCAGCGGCUAUGAAUAUGCAUCCGCCGCUGAUUCCUGUUGUCAUGCCACCUCAUAUGGAUCCACUCAUAACGUCCGCCUUCAACCACCCUAUGAUGCCAGGAGCCAUGGAUCCUAGCUUUUUUGCUGCCCAACAAAAGCUGCUUCAACAACAACAUCAGCAACUGGCGCAGGCACAGCAACAAGCUCAACAGCAAAAGCGGGCCCGUACUCGUAUCAGCGAUGAACAGCUGCGCAUCUUGCGGGCCUACUUCGACAUCAACAACUCUCCGACUGAGGAGCAACUGAUGGAGAUGUCCGAGAAGUCUGGCCUGCCUCUCAAGGUCAUCAAGCACUGGUUCCGCAAUACCCUCUUCAAGGAGCGCCAGCGUAACAAGGACUCGCCGUACAACUUUAACAACCCUCCGUCUACAUACCUUAACCUCGAAGAGUACGAGAAGACGGGCGAGGCCAAGGUGAUCCCGCUGUCCGAGAAGAACAACAACGCUGACGACGGCAGCAUCUCUACUGUAAAGCCGGUGCCUCCGUCCACUGCGAGUAAGGAGGCACCCACUUCAUCGACGACAACACCGUCUGAGGCUCCCGUCAAGAAGGAUGCCAUCAAAGAAGAGGCGCGCAUUGAGGUUGCUAGCACGGAUACGCAAGACAGUGUCGCAUCUUCUAACGCGACUCAAAACGGGGAGGGCGUCCUUUUAACACCCAAGGUGGAGGCCCCUGCUUUGCAACCUUCGCAGCACAACAGCGGCGGCAGCAGCAGCAGCAGCAGUAGCGGUGGCAAGUCCGAGUUCCUGAGCUCCCUGACGUCUCGGCUGUCCGUUGAUCCGCCACUAGACUUGGCGUCUCCGGUGCAUCAUGGCUUCUUGCUGGGCACGCCGCCGCCACCCCUGCUGGAGCGGUCCUCGAGCACGACGCCUACGCCGAUGACGUCGACGCCUUCGGCCGGAUCUUCCGGGAAGCGGGCCAACCGGACCAGGUUCACAGACUAUCAGAUAAAGGUGCUUCAGGAGUUCUUUGAGACGAACGCCUACCCUAAGGACGACGACCUCGAGUACCUAUCCAAGCUUUUGAACUUGAGUCCGCGCGUCAUCGUCGUCUGGUUCCAGAAUGCCCGUCAGAAGGCCCGCAAAGUGUACGAGAACCAGCCGCCUUCAGCACCGGAGGACGACGGCUCAGGGAGGUUCCAGAGGACGCCAGGACUCAACUACCAGUGCAAAAAGUGCUUACAAGUGUUUCAGCGCUACUAUGAGCUUAUCAAGCACCAGAAGACUUCCUGCUUCAAGGACGAAAACCCACUGGCAGCUCAGCUCAAGGCUGCUGCGACUGGCAGUGGGACUGGAACCGGCAGUAGUGGUGGUGGUGGCAGUGGUGACGAUCGAAGCAUGGUGAGUGCCUCGAACCCUUCAUCCCCAAGGACUCCAGAGCCGCCGUGCAAAAGCCCGCAGAACAGCUCUUACCGAUGUGACAAGUGUAGUUUGGUGUUUCCGCGGUUUGACCUGUGGCGUGAACAUCAAAUUGUGCACAUAAUGAACCCCAAUCUGUUCCCGAACUAUCCACCAAACUCUUCGUUCGGCAUUCUGCAGUACGAGGGACAACAGCAGCAGCAGCUUGCUCUUCAGUCGCCGCCGCCGCAACAGCAGCAGCCGUGGAAGCGUAAGCUGGAAGAAGAUCAGUCACAGCAGCUACAGCAGCAAGACAACAAGGACCCGACGGGCGACCCACCACGCGAUAAGCGACUUCGGACCACAAUCUUGCCGGAGCAACUUGACUACCUUUACCAAAAGUACCAGAUGGAAAGCAACCCGAGCCGCAAGAUGCUCGAGAACAUUGCGCGUGAUGUGGGCCUCAAGAAGCGUGUCGUGCAGGUGUGGUUCCAAAAUACGCGGGCGCGGGAACGUAAAGGCCAGUUCAGGGCGCACCAGCAAGUGAUCCACAAGCGGUGCCCUUUCUGCCGCGCUCUGUUCAAGGCUAGGUCGGCGCUGGAGUCUCACUUAGCGACUCGGCACGCAGACCUGUACAGCAAGGGCGAGCUCAACAUUGACUCGUUCCCAGAUGGCGACGCGGACUCCAACCCAGGAACACCGACCAGCAGCGCUUCCGAGGAAAGCAAAGCCAUCUCGCCCUCUGCGGGUUCGGAUCUGGUCCACAGCACAAUGAAGAAAUACUAUGAAGACUCUCUCAAGAAGUACCUGGACGAGAUGACCGGAGCGCCGACGGACCUCAGUUUCAAGCCCAAGGCGAACAAGGCAGAGGUUAGUGGCGGCGAGGCCCCCCUAGACCUGAGCAAGCCUUUACGCCUGGACUCGGAUAGGUCCGGUGACCACUUGUCGGUCAGCGAGAAGAGCAUGGACCUGCGGAUCGGCGUCUCCGACGACGCGCGCUCCGAGACCCAUUCCGAGUCCACAGACAAUAUGGACGGCGACGAUUCGUUCUUUGAGUCCAACCCCACGUCGCCUCUAGGGCUUCACGGUGCAGGGGGGCAGCAACCGUCACGCCCCGUCUCGGGCUCUGGAAAGAGGUUCCGCACCCAGAUGACCACCGUCCAGCUGAAGGUGAUGAAGUCCAUCUUUGCCGACUACAAGACACCCUCCAUGGCCGAAUGUGAAAUGCUGGGCCGAGAAAUCGGACUGCCCAAGCGGGUCGUCCAAGUGUGGUUCCAGAACGCCCGCGCCAAAGAGAAAAAGUCCAAGCUUGCCUUUGCCAAGACCUUUGGCCAAGAAAUCGAGCCUCCGAAGCCUCCGGAGGAGUGCUCGCUGUGUUCGGUCAAGUACAACCACCAGUUCAGCAACACCUCGAUGCAGGACCACCUUUUCUCCAAGCGGCACAUUGACGCACUGCGCAACCACAUCGACAACAUCAAGAAGAUGACCGACGACGGCGCUCCUGAACGCUCCGCCGACACCGACAAGGCACCCAGCCUGGUGCAGCAGCUGCAGAUGCUGGGCCAGGGGCUGCCGCCCAGCUUCGCGCUGCCGUCUCCCAAGGAGGACGCCAAGAAGGGCGACGAGCCCAAGAAGGACGACGCACCGCCGCCGCCCGACUCCCUGGCGCCGUACCUUUACGCGGCCGGCCUGCCCGGCUACUACCCGGGCGCGGCGGCCGGCGUGCCCAGCGCCUUCAUCCACCCCACCUUGUUCUCAGGUAGGAACAAGCUAUGAUCCGGCCGAACCCCUUCUGCGCUAUUUAUCCGCAUCGUAUUUAUUCGCCCGCUCGCCGGAGCCUCCCCCACCCCACUCCCCCCACACCAGUUCCUAGAAGCAUAGAAACCCGGGUCAUGGCUCUCUGCCUGUAGAUAGAUGCCCCCUGGUGCCUCAUUCACCGUCUUACGCGACGAACUCUUGAGGGACGCUGUCUGUUAAUCGCUGGCGAUGAGGAAGAGAAUUGUGUGCGUGGCGCUGAUUUUGUCUUUCUUCCUUUGUUACUGUUGUAUGUCUUGUGAUUCACAACGAGUGCAUUUAUAAUUAUUACAAGAUGCCUAUCUUGUGUUGCGUUUAUGUGUAUAAGUGACUUUGCAAGUAUAAAUAUAUAAAUACUGUUCCUCUGCUUAUUGGUACGUUUUUCUUUACUGAACGGCUGUUUCCGUCAUUUACACAUAUUACGCGGUACAUGCAUUGUUCGAACUGUCGUGAUUAUUUUAAUAUUAUUCGUUGAGCGCGGCGUUGGUCUGUACAGUAUCGUUGAUGACCAGGUGAAAAUGUCAAACAACUCUCAUUUCUUUCCUCUGGUGGUCGUGUGAUCCAAUGAAUCAACAGCCUUGUUAGUAUUCAUUUUUUUUUUUCAACUAUAUGGUGCUUGUCCGAGAAACAACUAAGUAAUGUUUCAUAUGUUCGGUCGUCUCACUAAAUUGUGUUCUUUGUCUUAAACUUGGUUUAAAAAGGUGACAGAGUAGUGCAUUUAAGUACCAAAGUAAGAAUGUUCAAGUAUGCAUUUUGUUUAGUUGUCUUCCGUUUACUGCCCCUACUUUCAUGUGUUGUGUUUGGCCUGCCUGUACAUGACAAAUUCAUUUGCCUUGUUCAUACAUUUACGUUCAAUAGAGUGUUCGUUUUUUUUUUCGUUUUUUUUUUUCUGUUCUCCUUUUGGCAUUUGUAUGAGUCUUGACUCUGUUUAGUAUGGACACUCUCUUUUGUGUUAUGCUCUAGGAAUUGUAUACCAAAAUCAUUCCUUCCCCAAAGAUGACUAUGCUAGUUUCCCGCCCUGUCCCGUCCCAUUUAUUAUUUUAUGUUUGUGUUACCGGUAGUGACCUUAUUCCGUUUUGUACAUAUAUAUAAAUAAAUAAUUAUAUAGCGCAAGUGAUGCAGGAGUAAAGUGUGUUUCUGUGAAAAUUUGCUUGUAAGAAAAGCAAAAUAAAGUGUUCUUUUGUUUUUUUU